Messenger RNA from Nematolebias whitei (Rio pearlfish), 6235 nucleotides. It is a transcript of the gene med12, whose product is annotated as mediator complex subunit 12. Gene Ontology annotation, cellular component: mediator complex. The record is from RefSeq and is a predicted model, not a curated record. Gene Ontology annotation, molecular function: transcription coactivator activity; beta-catenin binding. NCBI's taxonomy places the organism in Eukaryota, Metazoa, Chordata, Actinopteri, Cyprinodontiformes, Rivulidae. Gene Ontology annotation, biological process: regulation of transcription by RNA polymerase II.
GUACCAAUCUUUAGCAAAAAGGAAGAGGUUUUUGGAUACUUGGCCAAAUUCUCGGUUCCUGUCAUGCGAUCAGCUUGGAUGAUCAAGAUGACAUGUGCAUAUCAUGCUGCUAUCACAGAGACAAAAGUCAAGAAGAGACAUGUGAUUGAUCCUUGUAUAGAAUGGACCCAGAUUAUUACUAAGUAUCUGUGGGAGCAGCUUCAGAAAGUGGCAGAGUUUUACAGACAGUUUCCCAGUCAGGGCUGCAGCUCCCCGCUUCCAGCCAUGCCGGCUGACGUGGAGACCGCCAUGAAGCAGUGGGAGUACAACGAGAAGCUCGCCAUGUUCAUGUUUCAGGACGGGAUGCUGGACAGACACGAGUUCCUGACAUGGGUGCUGGAGUGUUUCGAGAAGGUUCGACCCGGUGAAGAUGAACUUCUCAGACUUCUUCUGCCCCUCUUACUGCAGUACUCAGGGGAAUUUGUACAGUCUGCUUACUUGUCACGGAGACUGGCUUACUUCUGCACACGUCGCCUCAACCUGUUGCUAAGUGACGGGAGCCUGGGCUCCGGCACAGGCGGGCACCCAGCACACGGCAUCUUGACACAGCAAAGCAACGCCCUGCCCCCCACUCCAACCACCCAGCCAGCUGGAGGGAACCAGCCUCAGACACCUUUCACAGAUUUCUACAUUUGCCCUCAGCACAGGCCCCUGGUGUUCGGCCUCAGCUGCAUGUUACAGAGCAUAGUGCUGUGCUGUCCCAGUGCUUUGGUGUGGCAUUACUCUUUAACAGACAGCAGAAAUAAAACCGGUUCACCUCUGGACCUCCUACCCAUCGCCCCCUCUGGUUUGCCAAUGCCAGGAGGAAAUACUGCCUUUACUCAACAGGUUCGUUCAAAGUUGCGAGAAAUCGAGGAUCAAAUAAAGGAGCGAGGUCAGGCCGUGGAGUUUAGGUGGUCGUUUGAUAAGUGCCAGGAGACAACAGCAGGCUUCACCAUUGGAAGGGUUCUUCACACCCUGGAGGUUUUGGACAACCACAGCUUUGAGAAGUCAGACUUUAACAACUCACUGGAUUCACUGUAUAACAGGAUAUUUGGUUCUGGACAGAGUAAAGAUGGCCACGAGAUGUCACCAGACGACGACGCUGUGGUCACCCUGCUCUGUGAGUGGGCCGUGUGCUGCAAGCGGUCUGGCAGACACAGGGCCAUGGUGGUGGCCAAACUGCUGGAGAAGAGACAGGCUGAGAUAGAAGCAGAGAGGUGCGGUGAGUCGGAGGUGGUGGACGAGAAAGGCUCGGUGUCGUCCGGCUCCCUCUCGGCUGCCACGCUGCCCGUCUUUCAGGACGUACUGCUGCAGUUCCUCGAUACGCAGGCACCAACACUCACGGAGCCUGGAAAUGAAAGUGAGCGAAUAGAGUUCUCCAACCUGGUCCUUCUGUUCUGUGAGCUCAUUCGCCACGACGUCUUUUCCCACAACAUCUACAUGUGCACGCUGAUUUCCCGCGGCGACCUGGCUUCUGACUCCCACCUGCCGCGGCCACGUUCCCCGAGUGACGAGCCCUCCGAUGAAUCGGAGCGCAAAGAGCAGGAUGCAGGCAGCAGUGUCAAAAUGGAGGAUACUGGCCUGUCUGAGUCCAUGGAAAUCGAUCACAACUCCAGUGCUAAUUUUGACGAGAUGUUCUCACCUCCGAUGCACUGUGAGUCCAAGGGGAGCCCCUCCCCCGAGAAGCCCGCUCAGGACCAGGACAGCAAGGCCAGCUGUAAGGACAAGGGCACGGACCCUGCCUUCCCUCAACUGUACGACCAACCGCGACACAUUCAGUAUGCUACUCACUUCCCCAUUCCACAGGAGGAAAGUGCCAGUCAUGAAUGCAACCAGCGUCUAGUCGUCCUCUACGGCGUGGGCAAACUGAGAGAUGAGGCGCGACACACUAUCAAGAAAAUUACAAAAGACAUCUUGAAGGUGCUCAACCGCAAAAGCACAGCAGAAACAGGAGGAGAGGAAGGCCAAAAGAGAAAGAGGAGUAAGCCAGAGGCCUUUCCCACUGCAGAAGACAUCUUCUCUAAAUUCCAGCACCUCUCCCACUUUGAUCAGCACCAAGUCACCUCCCAGGUGUCCAGAAAUGUUCUGGAGCAAAUCACCAGCUUUGCCUUAGGGAUGUCCUACCACCUGCCUCUCGUCCAGCACAUUCAGUUCAUCUUCGACCUCAUGGAGUACUCGCUGAACAUUAGUGGCCUCAUCGACUUUGCUAUUCAGCUUCUGAACGAGUUAAGUCUGGUGGAAGCCGAGCUGCUGCUGAAGUCGUCCAGCCUGGUGGGCAGCUACACUACCAGCUUGUGUCUGUGCAUCGUGGCCGUGCUGAGGAGAUACCACUCCUGUUUUAUUCUCAACCCAGAGCAGACAGCACAAGUUUUUGAUGGGUUACGAAUUGUGGUGAAGUCGGGUGUGAACCCGGCAGACUGCUCCUCUGCUGAACGCUGCAUCUUGGCUUACCUUUAUGACCUCUACACUUCCUGCAAUCACCUCAAAAACAAAUUUGGAGAGAUUUUUAGUGAGUUCUGCUCCAAAGUAAAAAACUCCAUCUACUGCAAUACCGACCCAUCGGAUUCAAACAUGCUUUGGGAUUCUGAAUUCAUGAACGAGGCUAUUGCCAACCCCUCAGCCCACAACUUCAACCACUCUAUGGUGGGCAAAAUCCUCAACGACAGCCCAGCCAACCGCUACAGCUUUGUGUGUAACGUUCUCAUGGAUGUUUGCGUGGACUACAGAGACCCUGAGAGGGUGAAUGAUAUUGGGAUCCUGUGUGCGGAGCUGACGGCAUAUUGUCGCUCCCUAAGCGCCGAGUGGCUCGGCAUUCUCAAAGCUCUUUGCUGCUCCUCUAACAACGGCAACUGUGGCUUCAAUGAUUUGCUGUGUAAUGUAGAUGUUAGUGAUCUGUCCUUCCAUGAUUCCCUGGCGACCUUUGUAGCCAUUCUCAUCGCCAGACAGUGUUUGCUCCUUGAAGACCUGGUUCGCUGUGUGGCCAUUCCCUCACUUCUCAAUGCAGCCUGCAGUGAGCAAGACUCUGAGCCCGGAGCAAGACUCACCUGCAGAAUCCUGUUGCAUCUGUUCAAGACACCGCAGCGUAAUCCUGUGCCACAAGAUGGCGUCAAGUCAGUUGGAAUUCGUUCGUCUUGUGACCGUCACCUUCUUGCUGCAUCGCAGAACAGCAUCGUCGUCGGAGCAGUUUUUGCUGUUCUUAAAGCCGUAUUCAUGCUGGGUGAUGCUGAGCUAAGAGGCUCCGGUCUGUCGCAUCCUUCUGGCCUAGAUGAAAUAUCUGAAGGCCACAACGUCUCCAUAGAAACAGCCAGCCUGGAUGUUUAUGCAAAGUAUGUCCUGAAGACGAUCUGCCAGCAGGAAUGGGUUGGAGAACGGUGCCUGAAGUCUCUCUCGGAGGACAGCAGUGCUCUCCAGGACCCAGUGCUGGUAAACAUUCAAGCCCAACGGCUCCUGCAGCUUAUCUGUUAUCCUCACCGCCAGCUGGAUAGUGAUGACGGUGACAAUCCUCAAAGGCAGCGCAUCAAACGUAUCCUUCAGAAUAUGGACCAAUGGACGAUGAGACAGUCGUCUCUGGAGCUGCAGCUGAUGAUCAAACAGAGCACAAACAAUGAGCUCUACUCUCUCUUGGAGAACAUUGCUAAGGCCACUAUAGAGGUUUUUCAAAAAUCAGCAGAGAUGAACUCCAGUAACCCCUCAGGGAAUGGAGCAGCGGUCCAAGGGGGCUCUGCAUCCAAUACAAACAGCACUACAAGCAAGAUUAAACCUAUUUUAAGCGCUUCAGAGCGAUCAGGUGUUUGGCUGGUGGCUCCACUGAUAGCCAAACUGCCCACGUCAGUUCAGGGCCAUGUGCUGAAGGCAGCUGGGGAGGAACUGGAGAAAGGACAGCACCUCGGCUCUUCCUCUCGCAAAGAAAGGGACCGGCAGAAACAAAAAAGCAUGUCUCUGCUGAGCCAGCAGCCGUUCCUGUCUUUGGUGCUGACCUGCUUAAAGGGACAGGAUGAACAGAGGGAGGGCCUUCUCACCUCCCUUUAUAGCCAAGUGCAGCAGAUCGUCACCAACUGGAGAGAAGAUCAGUACCAGGAUGACUGCAAGGCAAAGCAAAUGAUGCACGAGGCCCUGAAACUACGGCUGAAUCUUGUCGGUGGCAUGUUUGACACGGUGCAGCGGAGCACCCAGCAAACCACUGAGUGGGCGGUUCUGCUCCUCGACAUCAUCAGCAGUGGAACAGUAGACAUGCAGUCCAAUAAUGAGCUCUUCACAACUGUGCUGGACAUGCUAAGUGUGCUAAUAAAUGGCACACUGGCUGCUGACAUGUCCAGUAUUUCUCAGGGCAGCAUGGAGGAGAAUAAGAGAGCUUACAUGAACCUGGUCAAGAAGCUCAGGAAAGAGCUCGGAGAUCGGCAGUCUGAAAGUUUGGAAAAGGUUCGCCAGCUGCUGCCGCUGCCCAAGCAAACACGUGACGUCAUUACCUGCGAACCUCAAGGCUCACUAAUAGAUACAAAGGGUAACAAGAUUGCAGGCUUUGAGAAGGAGGGUCUUCAAGUGUCAACCAAACAAAAGAUUUCUCCGUGGGACGUCUUCGAGGGUCUAAAACACUCUGCGCCCCUUUCCUGGGGCUGGUUUGGAACCGUGCGCGUAGAUCGAAAGAUUGCCAAGUUUGAGGAGCAGCAGCGUUUCCUGCUUUACCACACCCACCUGAAGCCCAAACCUCGCAGCUAUUACCUGGAGCCUCUCCCCCUGCCCCCUGAGGAAGAUGAGCCUCUGACCCCUCUCCCCAAGGAGCCAGAGAACAUCAUAACGGAGGCAGUGAAAGUGGAGAAGAAGCCUUCCGAGUCGAACAAGAAAAAGAAAAAGGAAAGUAUUCCAAGGAAAAAGAAAUCUUCAUCUACCAACACAGAGGACCCUCGUGUCACCCACUCGAUUAAUAUGGGGCCUGAACUGGGGAACCCAUAUGGUGGCAGGGCACCCCCCUACAACGCACAGUCCAUGGUCAUGCACACUCAGAACCAACCCCUGCCUCCAGGUGGUCCAGGUUUAGAGCCUCCGUGCAGACCUGGCCGUAUCACUCAGAUGAACAAAAUGUCCCUUCGACCCAACUAUCCACCCAUCAUGGGUGGUUUGGCAGUGCAUGACAAGCCGUACCAAACGCCCUACAAGCCCACCAUGCCUCAGGGCCAGAACCCGCGGCAGCUGUUAAGUUUCAGACUGCAGAAUCAGGGGCAGAUCAGACAAAUGCCACACAACCAAACAUACUCUGCAAUGCCAGCACACCAGGGCUAUACCACGUAUGCAACCAUGCAGCCGCAUCCUUCCCAAGGUGGUAGUAUAGCUCCCUCCCUCUAUGGAAACACAAAUAUACCGAGCACCCAUCCUGGACCCAACCCAGCUGUGAUGGAUCCUCUGAGGCCAAUGCACCAGAGGCCCAGUGGUUACGUCCACCAGCAGGCUCCAGGCUAUGCACACAACAUGCCAAACACACAAAGGUUUACCCACCAGCCCCUCAAUCAGAAUCCUGUCAUUCAUGGACUCAGCCACAUGGGACCUCAGGGGGUCUAUCCAGGCUUGAGGCCCAAUCAGAUGCUGGCAGAUCAACAACAGCAACAGCAGCAACAGCAACAAGCAGCACAGCAACAGCAAUUUUACCUCAGACAAGCAGCACUCAGACAGCAACAGGCUCAAGUUCAGCAACAACAGCAACAACAACAGCAACAACAGCAGCAGCAGCAGCAACAAGUUCAGCAGCAACAGGUUGCUCCUCAACAGCAGGUUCCACAGCAGCAGCAGCAGCAGGUUUCAGCUGUUCCCCCUCCAGGACAAACGCAGAACCAGGGCCUGAACAUGCAGCCACUGCCCCCCCAGCAACCCAUGUUUCCCCGACAGGGAAUGCAGCAGACUCAGCAGCAGCAACAAACUGCAGCUCUGGUCAGGCAGCUGCAACAACAACUUUCAAAUUCACAGCCAGGACAGGGCGCUGCACCUUAUUAUUGAUUGUGUUUGUUUAUAGUCAUGUGGGACGGCCACCAUCUGUAGAUCAUGUUGAAGGUGGAAGACAUAAAGGACCACCAAACCGUGAUCAUAAUUAAUCAAACUUUGACCAUAAUUAAUUUAAAAAAAUACUAAGACUUCAGAUGUGUAAUUUUGGAUUGGUAGGAGAGAGGACCUGAUUUGAAGUAAACAUGUAGUUGUUAAUCUUGGAAAAUGUUUAAAACAAAAAAAC